Pelobates cultripes (western spadefoot toad) is the source of this 239-nucleotide messenger RNA. Lineage: Eukaryota; Metazoa; Chordata; Amphibia; Anura; Pelobatidae. The record is from the annotation of a GenBank genome assembly.
AUGAUUCUGAAUUAUGGGAGUUAUAUACUCUCUCUAUGCCAUAAUACAACUCCCAUUACUCUCUGUCUCUUUGCCCCCCUUCCCCUGUGUCUCUCUAGCUCUGCCCCCUACCUCAGUACUCCUGUGCUGACAGCUGUCAGUAUUAAUGAGUGUGCUGCUGGACCUGUUAGGCGGCUGCCUGGCGCACUCACUGAUACUGACAGCAGUCAUACUCAUGAGAUGGGGCCGCUGGCCGCAAG